Penicillium oxalicum is the source of this 180-nucleotide messenger RNA. RefSeq lists its product as uncharacterized. The transcript has a single exon. The record is from RefSeq and is a predicted model, not a curated record. NCBI's taxonomy places the organism in Eukaryota, Fungi, Ascomycota, Eurotiomycetes, Eurotiales, Aspergillaceae. The coding region runs from base 1 to 180 and encodes 59 amino acids.
AUGCAGACCGCCAUUCUGACGCCACGGAACAAACCUCCUCUGGGAACGAAUGAAAUGCCCAGUAACGUGGCUAUCGUGCCCCUGGGCGGUGCCAUGCCCGUGGACAUGGCUGAGUUGUCACGAAUCGCGACCGGUCCCAACUCUGGCCUUCCACCAGGACUGGUUCAGGACAUGCAGUAG